Danaus plexippus (monarch butterfly) is the source of this 1168-nucleotide messenger RNA. Its product is annotated as ribokinase-like. Gene Ontology annotation, biological process: D-ribose metabolic process. NCBI's taxonomy places the organism in Eukaryota, Metazoa, Arthropoda, Insecta, Lepidoptera, Nymphalidae. Gene Ontology annotation, molecular function: ribokinase activity. The transcript is spliced from 6 exons. Bases 181 to 1110 code for a protein of 309 amino acids. The record is from RefSeq and is a predicted model, not a curated record.
AUAUCCUUAUUAUAACUGGAUUCGCGCGAGUCUGUGUAGCGGUUUUGUAAAUAAUAAAGAUAAAGUUUAUUAAGUAAUAUUAUUUUGAAACGUCGUAUUGUAAUACCGUAAUUUAUUUGAAGGUUAUCUUAACCUCAACAGCGGGGUGUUUAUAAUUCUAGUAAGAAGUCCGACAGUAAUAUGAAUCCUAAAAUCGUUAUCAUUGGAUCUUGCAGUGUUGAUUUCACGACAUAUUCUCCAAGACUUCCCAAACCCGGUGAAACUCUUCAUGGAACCAAAUUUAUUACAAGCUUUGGUGGUAAAGGUGCUAACCAAUGUGUAGCUGCAGCGAAACAAGGAGGAAAUACGUAUAUGAUCGGCAGAGUAGGAAAUGAUCAUUGGGGUCAACAGUAUAAAGACAAUUUAAAAAGUCAUGGAAUCGAUGUAACAUAUACUCAUAUUACUAAUGAUGUUACCACUGGUAUUGCUCAAAUAUCAGUAGCAGAAAAUGGUGAAAAUCAAAUCAUUAUAGUGCCUGGUGCUAAUAAUUAUCUUAGUAAAGCUGAUGUUGAUGAAGCAAAAGAAUUAAUAGAAAAUGCUGAUAUCAUUAUCGCACAACUUGAAACUCCAUUUGAGAUCACAUUGGAAACAUUUAAGUUAAACAAGGGAAUAAAAUUACUAAAUGCUGCUCCUGCUAGGACGGAUAUACAAGAAAUAUUGCCUUAUUGUACUAUACUCUGUGUAAACGAAACAGAAGCCUCUUUAUUAGUGGGUUUUGAAGUUGAAAUCUCUAAUAUAAAGGUUGCUCUUGAUAAACUACUGGAAACUGGAUGUGAAAUUGCCUUAAUAACAUUGGGGCACCAGGGAGCCGCAUACUGCUUAAAUAAUACGAGAAAUUAUAUUCAUGUUUUAUGUGAUAAAGUAACAGCAGUAGACACGACUGGUGCUGGUGAUGCAUUUGUUGGUGCUCUAGGUACAUUCUUAGUAAAUAAAAAGAAUAUUGAUUUCCACCAAAUUGUAGGUGCUGCUUGUGAAAUAGCAACACUAUCGGUAACCAAAGAAGGUACUCAAACUAGUUACCCGGAAAAAUACGAUGUUUUUAACAAAAAAUUCAAAUAUGUUUGUCUUUAAUUGAGCAUAGAAGGAAAUUGAAAAGGGAUAGUCUUAAAUAAAAGUCAGAUAUUUUAAA